This is a messenger RNA of Xyrichtys novacula (pearly razorfish), 37299 nucleotides long. The record is from the annotation of a GenBank genome assembly. Lineage: Eukaryota; Metazoa; Chordata; Actinopteri; Labriformes; Labridae.
AUGACCAGGGGUGCUGGGACGUGUUGGCAGCAAGAAGAUGACGACGGCUUCCAAAUCUGGCUAGAGCCCCCCCGCGACAACCAAAAGCCAUUCACCGACUCAGAGAGGGCGCAGAGAUGGCGACUGUCCUUGGCAUCCCUCUUGUUCUUAACCAUCCUCCUCUCUGAUCACCUGUGGUUCUGCGCCGAGGCCCGGACCCGGGUCAAGUUCGCACCCUCCCACCUCCUGUCACCCCAGACCCACUCAGCACACAGCAGCCUCAGAGGAAACCCAGCUAUUUUUAUAGGAAACUCUACCAAACAUUUGUGGCGGCUUGAAACUUGCCACCCGGAUAGUUUAUCUAAAGACUGCUUUACUCUCGCGAAUGCCGACGACUUGUGUGAGGGCCUUUCCGACAAAGAGGGGACGCGGGCUGUAAAUAUGAGCGAUUUGUACCUUUCCUUUUGUAACUCCUACUCUCUGCUGGAUUUGUUUUACGGCUCGACAAGUCCGGACAAUUUAAACUGCAGCCUCGAAUUGCUCACCGAUGACACCAACAGAUGCAGCGAGUGCGUCCAGGCGUACCAGCGCUACGACCAGCACGCCCAAGAGAAAUACGAGGACUUUGAGCUCCUCACUCAGAAAUAUGAGCCGGGGGCUUAUUCAGUGAGGACGUGCAUGGAGCAGUGCAAGGUAGGAUGCAAAAUGGAAAGAGAGAAAAAAAAAUGAAAGGGGGCGGGGGUUGUGGUGUGGUGUUUGGAGGUGGGGGUGAUGUGGUGGCCAUCUGUUGAUUUGGGCCCGGAUAGAUGCCAGUUUUUGGUCCUCCUCCUCUUCUUGUCGCCAUGGAGACGGAUGACAGAUUCAAGGAGACUCCCGGCUCCGGGCCUCAUGUUCAUUCAUCUCCUCAUUGUGUUUAGGCCCCAUGCUAAUGUGCAGAUGGAGGCCCUGCUAGUGUCUCUCCAGCACCAGGAGCCGCUUCUCCGUCUCCUUUUACCUUUCACCGUGCUGUUUCUUUUGUCAUUGCAGAGCGCCUCAUGCUUUCUUUAGCUGACCUAAAGCUAACAAACAACUCCAGGAAACCUGUGUGUCCUGCCCGUGUGAGCUGUCGCAGUCCGCCAGGUGUUCAUCAUGGCCGCCCACUUAAUAUCGAGAGCGUUUCAUUUAAGUCAAGAGGUGGUUUCCCCGCCUAAUGUGGCGGAAGGCUCGUGUGUUUGCUCAUUGGCAGGCCCUUACGUAGGCCUCGUUAACAGCUAGGCCUCGUGUCACUGUUUACCCGCUUUGAUAGCUGAAGAAGGUGGGUCAAAGUGGGCUGUUGUGUGGAACUGGGAAACGCGAAAGGGAAGGAGGGGGGAAACAUCAGCGUUCAGCACCGCGGACAGCUCCUCUCUACAGGCGCUGCCGUGGAGCUGCUCGCGGUGCUGAAUGGCGCUCCCCGGCUCCAUUCACAGAAGCCUUGGCCAAUCCCAGAUGGCCUCCAUUCACCCAACCAGUGGCUGAGACACAGGCAAAGGCGUCAAGAAGGCGAAUCUUAUACGACCAUCUGCUUACCUAUAGGAACCCAAAAGCAUUCACUGCAACAACAAGUGCUUUUUUCCCCCCCCAAACGCCUUUUCUCAGGAUACUUAACCAAAACUAAGACUUAAAUUACUAAGUACGCAUAAGUAAAUGAUGCCCAUAGAGUCAGAAAAUGUACCUGUUGGUUUCUGGGAACAAAAGUGAAAAUGUUUUGCCUUUUCUUUGUUUGUUUUCUUACUUUAUGGGCAGAUUUUUACAAGGUCCAGUUAUCGGUUUGUAGUACUUUGAAACAAGAUGAUAAUCUGCAAUUGCCAGCUUAUGUGGCUUACUUUGAGUCAAAUAAGACAUUUUUGGCAGGAAUAGGAUAAUGACACUUGGAGCUUUUUGCGGUUUUAAGACAAGUAGCUUGAAUUUUAGUAAGGUGGAAAAAGCGUUUCGAUAAAUUCUACCCGAGUUAAAACACACUCAUUUUCGUGGAAUUUCCCUUAAGUGAAAGUAAAAUAAUCAGAGUGGCUUGUUAUGUGGAGUCAAAAAUAAGUAUUUAAUUGGUUUGUAAUGAGUAGAAAUGGCUCCAAAUGCAGCAAGCAAGAUUAUCCUGAUAAAACAAGGUGUAAUACUUAUUUCAAUGGAUGUAUAAAGAAAUUUUCAGCUUGGUGUAUCUUCAAAUAAGAUUACUGUUUGGACCUGUCAGGCCAGCAUAGCUUUAAUUGAGUGCGAUGGGAUAUUUAAGCCAUAAUAUAGUACUCUCCGUUCCAAUGGAAGUAGAUGUAAUUUGUUACUUUCCACCCCCUGCAUUUAGAGAUACCCCAAAUAAUGGAAACAGGGCUGUACUCUACCUUAGCUACCUUAAUCUAAGUCAGCAAAAAACAUCACUGAAUUCCCAUCUUUUCUUUCUGUGUGUGUGCAUUUAUCAAACAAUAAUUUGGUCUCUUUCAUACUCCCCUUGCUUGUGGUUUUGUUAACCCAAGAAAACACAACACAACCUUUUUUUUUUUUUACCAAGAGAUAAUACCAUCAUUCAUGUGGUUGCAGACCUAAUAUUCUUCAUCAAACUCACACUCACCCACAUUCUCUAUUUAGACGAAGAGCUGUGCUUUCAGUCAUCUUUUGUUGCUACUUAAAAUCAGGUUUCACAGUUAAUGCCUGAUAUUGCCAAAGUUUGAAUUAAUGCUACCAAGUUAGUCUGAAGGACAUAUGCAAAGUGACUGUAGCUAGCUGUGGGGAAAAAUUACCUUUCCCUCAUCUGAUCACUCAAUCAGCUUCUUUUUUUACACACUUUCAAAAGGCACAAAAGUCACCAUGUUAAACCUGAUAAAGUAAUACACCACUGAGGGAGCACCUGGCAGCUGUUGCAAGAAAAACUUUUAAUAGGCAGAAACCUUGAGCUGGACUAGACACACUGGUGGGCAGCAGCAGAGAAAGUGGGCUAGUGGAGGAAUUGUCUACAGCUUUAAAUCUCGAGUAGUUUUAGAGCCUAAAAAGGACCAAAGUCACCAAACAUGACCCCAACAUCAAUCCCCCAACAAGCAAACAACCCAGCAACAGUGGCAAGGUAAAACUUCCUAAUGAAAGGCAGAAACCCUGCGCUGAACUCCCUGUAGCAGAGUUAUUUAAAAAGGAUCAAUCACUUAAUCAGUCUCUUUUCAUACAGCGCAACACAAUUGUUUUCAGGUAAGGUACAAAGUAUAUAUUGUUGUCUUCAAUGGAGUUGUCCUGAAGCAGCUAAUUUCCUGUCUGUUAAACUGAAAUAAAGUACCAGCCGACAGACUAGUCUAAGGAGGAAAUUACAUUCUGUUUUAACAACACACAGCUGACACACAACUUGUGUCUAUUUUGUAGAUCAAAACACUGCUUGAACUAAGUUGUGCCUCAAGUUGCCAUCAGUCAUCUUGAUCCUGUUUGGCAGAUUUUACUCACAGUAUAAAUAACUUGUUAAGCUGAUGAGUAGUUCUGGUUUUGACUCGUCAGGUUGAUGCUUUUGAGAGUGUAGUUGACGAAACACACACAUUCCUGGUUGUUAUUGUACUAUUUACAGAGCUUAAACAUCAGUCGGCUUCUGUGAAAGAAUUUGACAAGAUUGGAAAGAUGUUGGAAACCUCAAGUAGAACCAGAUGGGUGGGCACUCAUUAGCCACAUAGUGCAAUUUACUUGUAAUCCUCAUCCACUUUACUCUGACUUUCACCUGAUUAUAUUAACUAGCAGGCAGAAAACUUGAGUAGAACCAGACUGUGGUGGACAGCCAUCUUUUGCAGAGAACAUUUUGUAUGUGACUUGAUUCCCAAACCUAAUAUUGACAUUAAUGCAAAAAUAAGCAAAAACAUUUCUUGUAACAGGCAGAAAGUUUAAGCUGGACCAGACUCUGAUGAACAACCAUCUGCUCGAUAGUGCAUUUUGCUUGUAAUCCUUGUCCACUUUACUCUGACUUUCACCUGAAUAUCGUAUUGAUCUACUGUCACUGUUGCAACACUCAGCAGCAAUCACAAGGGAAAACCGGCUGGCAGAAACCUCCAGGAUGGACAGCCAUCUCCUGCAAAGUACAUUUUCCUUUUAAUUUAGUGUCUUAAUCUAACAUUGGCAUUAGCCCAUUAGUGAGCAAGCAUUUGACAACAGUCCUUUUGACAGGCAGAAACUUGAGCAGAACCAGAGCAUCUGGUGCUAGGAAACAGUCAGGUCUAGGUAUUUGUUUAUGUAAGACGAUGCUAAUUAAUUUGCAUAUCUACAAGUCUAAGUUGUGGUUUCAAUGACCUGAUAGUAGUUCAUUAAGGGCAAACACUUGACAACAGGAAACAGGUAGAAACCAUGGGCAGAACUGGACUCAUUGUUGGAAAGCAAUCUGCUGUGACCUAAUCGGACUAUAAAGUUGGAAAGACAAAAGAAAGUUGGACAAAGAGUGAAACUGAUUAAAUAACACAGACAGACACACAAAAAACUAUUAUAAAAAGUAUAUAAAAAAGGUUUUGCCUCAUUUCUAUUAAUGAUGGUGAUUACUGCAGGCUUUCCAUACCAUCUCUACUCUCUCAUAAGACUCAAGGCCUUUCUUAACGCUGACUGGGUAAAGUCUGACAUAAGAGAAACCCCUCUGAGCUUUGUGGGUCGGCAGCUUAAAAAAUCUCAACUAAAAUCAUAAAUGAAUGCAGAAUUUUCAAAGAAAUAACCUGCCGAGAAUGUACCAUGAAUGUACACUUGCACUCAUAUCAGUCGGAGAAGCCUUGGCUGUGCUCUUUACAUUCUUUCUUCUGUUGCUGAACUAAGGCCCCACGCAUGAUUCAUGUUUUACCGGCUGCCAGUCUCAGGCUGACAUUUACCCGCUCUCAGAGGUAACCUCUUGGCACUUAAGGAGAAAACAGUCAUUUAGUCAAGCUGCUAAUUCCUUUCACAAUGACCCCUCUCUAUCACUUUCUUGAUUAUAGGUUCGUUCUCGUCUUGUAAAUGUGGUUGGCAGGGGGAAUAAACAAAGAGAGUCAUGGCUCAAACGAUAAUGCCACCCUUGUUGAAUUAAUGGCUACCUGCCUUGGAGAAGCCUUGAAGUGCUGGGUAAACUGGGUGAGGUGGAUGUAUGCGUAAAUAUGGCACAAUUACAAUCACCACUGUAGUACUAAGAGAGAAAACAUCAACAAAACACAUCCUGAUUGUUUUGUUUCAGCAUUCAGGGGUUGUAGGUGUUGCUUAUGCACUGCCAGGGGAAGAUCUGUGACAUUUCAAGUGGUGUUGUUUGACAUGGAGAGUGGGGUUUGUUGUGCAGGAGUGGUUCCAGUGGUCCGCAGGUGGUGCUUUGAUUCUUUUAGCCCGAGGUGAAACAUCACAUGGCGGUCACGGCCCUAGUGCUGUUCCUCACGAUGGGAUUCUCCAUCAUCUGACUCGGUGAAAAGCCCUCUAUUCAUCUUGACAGCGGGGCCGGGCUUGAAACAUUUAAACCUGGGUUGAUGCUCUAAUGCUGACCUGAAAGCUGGAGUCCUGAGCAUGAACUAAAAUGUCAGAUUCGGGGGUGGUUUUACAGGGAACAGUGAAGCCAGGACAAAAUAAAGUACUGGAAAACUACGGCACAGAGCAGAAACCACCAGAAACACAGGCCUGUGAUCUCCCUACAUUGUUUAAUACAGGGGUUCCUGCCUACUUACUGACUGUUUUAAGACAGAUUUGGCCACUUCAGAGUUACAAGGCAGCUAAAUGGACUUUUACAGUUAUCAGAUCUUAUUAUGUCUUGUAAAACUGAACUGAAGCAACAGAAGUCUGAUUUACAGCCUGCUGUUUAUGGACAUUUUUAGACCAAGUCUCUUAUACGGAAAGUUUCAAGGUCCUUUCACACCGGGAGCGUUUUUUUCGUGUGAUUAUUUCCGGCGUCAAUAUUUUUUUUGAACCGGUAUCCUGUCAAUACAAGCGUUUACAUCAGUGACGUUUUCCUGUCCUGCGAUAUUGUGGCAUUUAUUUUUUCGUAUCACAGUCGAGUUUUCUUAAGUUUCGCAUACUGUGUGUCCACUACUGACCAAUCAGAUUUCGUGUUGUUGCGACGUCAGAUUCACCGGUAUAUCCAACAUGGCCGACCGGCUGAUUGUUUACGUGUCGGAGAACAGAGUUCUUUUUGAUAAAAAACACAAAUAUUACAAAGAUUACGACCUGAAGGACAACUUGUGGAGAGUCAUAGCGUUGGAUUUCUCAUAUGAUGAUGGUUUGUGUGCUUUAACAGUUUGCUAAACGUCUUUGUUUUAACUUUCAUCUGUGCUAAGUAACUUUAGCUCGUAAGCUAACCUGUUCAGAUACAACAUACCAUAUGUAUUUUCACUGUCUCAAACUCAAUCGUGUUGCUGUCACAGCACCAUUAGGUCUCAGUUGUUACCUUACGUUUAUGGAUUAUAGUUUAAUGUGCUUUUCUGGUACUGGCCCCGACUCAGUACAUGCCAUCAUGACAGACAGACAUCUCAACACUAGAGUCUAAUCAGAACUGAAAAACACUCAGUCUGCUGUUGUGUCAGUCUUCUCGCUUCCACCCGGGACGCGUCUUUUUUUUCCCCCCCGGAAAGUCGCAAAAUCACAUCGCGCUUGAUAUGUAUAGUCAGGCUCGUCAAAAUUCGCCUCCGAAUAUUUCGUAAUUUCGCGUAGUAAAAUUGCAUCGUUUCCGAUGUGUAAGGACCUUGAGUUUUGACACCUUUGAAGUUUGUCUAGGAGUUAGCCCAAAUUCUCCUUGUUGAAUGGGAGGGGCGAUCAGAAAAUAUGAUCUUGGUUGUAGUGGGCGGGGCUUAAAUAGAUAAGUUCAUAUCACAUGCACAAGGGUUUAAAGUUAUAUGAAAACUUGAAAACAAAAAGACCAUCAGCAACACGAUUGAUGAAUUUUAAAGCCAGAAAUCAGUGUGAGGGGUCAGGUGACAGAAGUCAAAAGUUCCUCACUGGGGCUUUAAAUUUCUAGCUCUGACUCCUACUAUAUAACACCUUAUGAUGGUGGAAUAACUUUUUGUUUAACUUUCACGUCAUUUUAUCCAACACUCGAACAUUUAAAGCCUCAAAGAAGCCAGUUAUGUCAAGUGUCCAUUUCCCCAUGAAUCAGUUGUCAUUUUUGUGAACCAGCCAGCUUUUAAUCAGCUAACGGUUUUGGGACGCUGCCAUUUUUCCUUUUGGGGCAACUGUCCAAUCACCCAGAUUGAUGAGGACCCUCACUGUAGCACAGGACAUGCUAUCAGAACUUGUAGUUUCUCUGGCAUGUUGGGGUUUCCCACCUGAAGUGAUGAGUCGGUAGUGUUUUUUUUUCAUUUUUUGGAUCUUUUGCAGCAAAAAAAAAAACAUCCAAGUCCCCAGCUGACAUUAUCACAGUGUGAGAGGGAAACAUCUACAAUUUUUCAAAACAAAACACUCAGACUUGACAAGAAUAAUGAUUGAGGGAUCUGUUCCUCCCUGAGUUUUUAAAGCAGAACUUUAAAAACCUGGACAAGUAAACAGGAAAACUCCAGAACUGUAUCUGCCUCUAAUACUUCCUUCAUGUCUUCUUUGACCCUCUGUGACCUCCUCUGCUAGAGCGACGACUGCCAAUCCUGCGUCUUCUUUCCUGCCAGGACUGUGAUGCAAAAUCAUUUCAAAAACACAAUCACUGAUAAGUCUGCGCACAAAUCUGUCUCCUCCCCCACCCUCCAGGUCCAAUUGAAUGUCUAAUCUUAGCCGGUGUUGUGUGCGAGUGGAAAGGAGGACAGCGUCCACAGCGUGCUCCCUCUUUAGAUCCUUGUCGACCGCACACAUCUGCAUUGAUCUGAGCUCUUUUUGAGCUGGAGGGACGGGUGGCAGCAAUACCAAGAGGUUGAUCCCUAUUGAUUUGCACCAAGCCCUCUGCGCUCACUCGUCCUUCAUUUGAUAGUGGGCAGCUCCUCCGAAAACCGAAAUAGGGCAGCGCCUGAGCUCAGUGAAGACAUCAUGUCACAAUCUGAACCUGCCUGGUUGUAAAUCUGGACCUGGAAGUGUGUGCGUUUGUGUGUUUUCAGACACAGUUUAGGAAGACAAGUGUUAGAGUUGCUCUCUCUUCAUCUGUUUUCUUCGUUUCCUACAAUAAUGACAGUUAUGCAAUCCUGCAGUAAAUGGUGUGUAACCACGAGGAUAUCAGCUGUCAGACGGGGGGCCUGAAACAGAAUCUAAACACAGAUGGAGCCUCGUGAAGAAAUGCAGUUUAGGGUUUGAAACGAGGCUUGAGCUCCUCAUUUGGAAACACAAAUCUGUCUUUUCGACAAAAUCACACCAUCACGCUCAUGAUGUGUGACAAGUUCAGUGGCUUUCAGACCCGGUAUGUAGCCUGUAAUGUGUAACCAAAGGCAUGGAUGGAUGAAAUCCGAGACAUACAGUACAUUGGAAAAGUACAUUGCUAGUUUGAUUGCAAUGACGCUUAUCAAUAAUUAAUUUUCAUGUGGCGCCAAAUGGUAAUGUAAUUCGUGUUUAUAGAUAAAGAUGUUGUGUACUCCAUGGUUUUUGUGUUUUUUACAUAGACUGUAUAAAAAAUGAAUGUAGCAUUGGAGUGGCGGAGGUCACCGUCUUGGAAAAGCCAACUCAACCUCCUGAGCGCAGCUGUUUUUUUUAAACAAGAUUGUAAAUGUGUGUAAUUUUGCUCUAAAAGUUGCCUUUUUUGGCUGAGUGUGUACAUGUUUUCUACUGCCUCGAGUGGACACUCAGGGAUCUGCAGUUUUCAGCAAGACCAGAGCUUACUGAUUGAUUUAGGACUGGAACGAUUCCUUGAAUACCUGGAGUACCUCGAUUACAAAUAAUGAUCGAGGAAUUUUCUCUGCCUCGAGUACUCGUUUAUAAGCUCAAAUCGGAUUCUUUCGAAGGUGACACAACCACCUCCUUCACCACGGUAGAAGGAGGAGUAAGCACUGUUUAGGUUUUGUGGAGCUUUUCCUCUGCAGAGCUCCAGUAGCUCAUUAACACUUAGCCUCUGAGUCGUGGGUGGAGAUAGCGCUGCUUUGCACACUUCUUUUCACGCUAGCUUGUAGCCCAACAUUGCUGGUGUUGUCGCAGAAGCAGGUAACAUAGGAACUAUUCUGCUCUCUGACACUAAUGUCUUUAGGGGCAUGAUGAAAGUUAACAUCAUAAUUAGCUUUCUUGCGAGCAUCACAGUCCACUAACGCACAUGCUUCUUUGGCCCUCAUUGUGGGGCUAUAGGAAAUCUAACUUUAUGUGAGUCUGCGGUUUGGGUUCAAUUACUCGAGUAAUCAUUAGAAUAUUCGGUAGAAUACUUGAUUACUAAAAUAUUCGAUAGCUGCAGCUCUAGUUUGAUUGUAUCCCAUGUUGUAUGUUACAUUUUGUCAUUUUUCAUGGCUGCAGCAUUGGCGAAAAGCACAAGACAAAGAAACUUAGAAAGUAUUAUCUUGCUCAAGUUGCCUAUUGUCCAUCUUACCAUCUAAGAGCAGGAUUUGGAUCCUUUCUCUAAUGUAGAUAGGAGUACCGGCUUUAAGGUCCAAGAUGUUGGUGACUGGUGCAACAGUUUUACCACAGUGCCACCAGGCAGAUCUGGAUUUCUUUCUACCAGUUGGCUUGAUAUAAGUUUUCUCAGGCCUGUUUAGAUUUUAUCACUGUGUUUUGGGAGUUUUAACCAAUGAGGAUGAGUAUUUACUGUAAAGCUGGGCUAUAACAGUCUACUGAGGAGCCUGUUUGCAGUCCUGACACUCUUGUUAGUAUUCAAGAAGUCUUUAACGUGAGAAACGCCGUUGGGAGUUUCUCCACCUUUAAUCAGGAGUUUGAAUGAGCCAAAGUUUUCAUAAUUUCCAUUUUACAUUUGAAUUUUAAUUAAGGGUUGGGAUGAAAAUGUAUACAGUGUAUUCACCAUGAAAAGCGUUUGCACCUUAGACCUGCCCAACUCCAAACUGGAUAAAGACAAAGUUGGCAAUCAACUGGGAGCACAGCACAGUAUUCAGCUGCCAAAGAAAGGCCUGUUUCCUAAAACACCAGAGAAAUACUGAAGGUUAGUGGAUAUGGGACUGUGACCAGAAAUAUGGCUUCAAAUAAAUGCAAAUGUUCCUCCCACCAGUGUUUAAAUGCUUAAGGAGACUCAGAUAAAGAUGCAGUACUAAAAGUAAGGUUGGGUUUCAUCUCUUUCUCUGUCUUAUUAACUAGUUUCAAGCUAAUUUGUCAAAUUUAAACAUCCAGAAGUCAAUAGUGCCAUUUGAAUCCAUCACCCAUGUGUCUGUUUUUAGUUUUAUUUCGACUUAGCAGGUGUAUUCUUUGUGUUUCAGUCCAUCCCAUCAGCUCGUGUCACAGCGGCGACUCACAAACAAACUCUCUCCUCUCCAGAUCUGUCAGUUUUUAUCGGUCUGGGUCUGGUUUAUCUCAUCUGCAUGGAUAUCCUGUGAUCAUGCCUUUUAAAUUGCUGCCUGUGUUUGCCUUUUGUUCAUAAUUCAUAUUACCCAAAAACACAGCGUGCGCUCUUGUGCAUGAAUAAACAACAGGCUGUUGCAGCGCAUUGCAUUGAUCACUCAGCUAGUACGCGUGCUAGCCACAAACGGAAGUGCUCGCGUGGGAUUUCCGCCUUUGUGUCUCCCUGCAGCGGUUGUGGAUGCUGACCUUGGAGAGGGUUUUGUCCCUCUAAGAAUCCUGGCCCACUCCACGACAGCCCUUUUAUGAAUGGGCAGAUCCUUGAGCUGCAUGCCAAUGAAGCAGAAAGGGGAAAGGGAGAGAGCGAGAAAGAGGGGAGGCUAGCUGCUGCUGCUGCAGUGCACAGCAGCACUCCCAUAUUGUUUUGGACUGUGAGCUGCUGUACAGAGAGCAACUCGGAUCACAAGAUAAUAGCACAGCUGGAGAGGGCAGGGAAUCCAAACCAGAGGAUGGGGGCUGAAGUGGGUCUCCACUUUAAGAAAGCUGAUUAAAUAAAUGUCCCCAAAGAGUGUGUAGAUUUGGCUAACUACCCCAGCAUAGAUCCAUUUCUUCAUCAUAUUUGAACACGUGUUUUUAAAACAUGUAAAGACCUGUAAGGGGACUCAUUGUAUUCAUACUUUUUUAAAGAAAAAGUUGUUUAAGGUGCUCAAAACUCACACAAACUCAAAAUAACUGCUUAAAUAGGUACUUUGAAGCAUUAUAACUAGGGCCCGACCGAUUUAUCUGCGAGCUGAUUUAAUCGGCCAAUUUUAGCCCGUUUGAGACUAAUCGCUAAUCGGCCAAAUCUCGCCGAUUUCUGCCGAUAUUUUCAGCAAUAAAAUGCAGAGAAUAAGAUUCGGUUUUGCUUUGAAAAUGCUCCGCCAUUUGAAAAGUACCCCGACUUAUCCUGUAGAUGGCGCAGCGACCUCAUGACAAUCUUCAUCCACUAACUACCUCACAGCAGAGUGACGGAUCUGAAGCAGGCAGCUCAGGGACACACGGAGGAGAGUGGUCCACCUCAACGGUAAAUAAACCAGUUUGUGAAAUACACAAUAAGUCAACAAGUUUCAGUUCAACCCACUUCACGAUGUUCCCCGCUGUGCUGGUCUGGGGGGUAGUUAAGAAUGAUUUUCUGGUCUGAGUUUGAUCAGUCGGUUUUCCUGUCGGCGUGAAGAGCAGUAGCCUACAGUAUACCUACAAUAUAUAGUAUACUGUAGAUAUCUACAGUAUAUAAAUAUAUUUUUAUAACUUCAUAAAAAAAUUAAAAAAUUGGCUGAUUAAUCUGUAAUUGGAAUCUUUUCCCCCUAAUAAUUGGCAUUGGCCCCAAAAAAUCCAUAUCGGUCGGGCCCUAAUUAUAACUUCAACAUGUCACAUUUUAAUAUACAGUGCCUCCAAGGAUAAAAGCAUGAAGGGCUCUGCCAACUGAUUGCAAUAGAAAGAGACAAUUGUAUCGCGUCAACAGAGCUUUCAAAACGGGAUAGUCUGGUUUUUUGGAGUGUGGUUAUUUGAGAUUUUAGUCAAUAGUGAGCGAGCGAGACAAAGGAGAUGUUAGUCAGCUGGGCCUCUUUGUUGGAUGGAAACUAGACCAGCAACCAUUCUAGCUUAUUUUAACACACCGCUGCACACAUGACUAUUGAUGCAUGUGUUUGCCAAAAUUUGAGUGUUAGCCGUUGUUACGGCUGUGUGUUUGUUUUGCAUGUGUUUUUCCCCUUUUGUCUCUCCAUAGCUGCCCAGGUGAAAUCACUUGGUGCCAAUCAGACUCACCUGGUGCUGGGAGUCUAAAAGCCCAGAGCUGCCUGCAGUCUGGAGAGGCAUUUGGUGGGGAGCUGCUGCCCUGCUGCCUCUCAUUUGUGUUGUGGGUGCUUUGUGUUUAGUUUGCAAUUUUGUUGUUUUUUCACAAUAAAUCACGUGUUAAACUUUUGAAGGUGUUUUGGUUAAUUUGAUGGGUAAAAAGUUGAGGAUAGUUGUUAGCCCCAUAGGGCCGCCUUCAGGUGGGGCGUAACACCGUCAGAAAGCCCAUUAUUUUUCUCAAAGUAAAACAGUGCUGAACAAAUGGAAGAGAAACAAGACUAAAUGUGAUGCUUUCGAUCAAACUGUUAGCUUUUGUAGUGUUAUAACGCUGCACAUCUUCCUUUAUUUGUAAUUUAAAAACUGUCUUUUUUUAUUAUUAUUUUUGGAGUUAUGACUUAUUUUAAAGUCUUACAACAUGAAGACAAGAUGUUUUAUAUUUUGCCAUUUUUUGCCACUUUUUAUCCUGCACAUUGUUGCACAAAUUUGCUGCUACUUAUCGCAACUUUUGCAUAUAUUUUAUUAAAAAAUGGACUUAUACAGGUUUAUACUAUUUGUAUUAUAUCUUGUUAUUCUCGGUGACGUCAGAGAGGUGAAUUUGCAUUAUUUGAAGACAAGUGUAUGCUGAACCACAUAAAAAACCACACCUGCAUGAGUUAGGCCCCCGAGCUGGGCCACCUGGGUCCAAAGUCUUAGACACACCCCUGUUGAGCCAAAGUAAAAAGCUCACUCUAAGUUUAUAAUAACAACAUGGUUUCAGUUUUAAAUGAUUAUACACUUAUUAACUAAACAUACUAUCAAGUCUGUGUAAUCACACACUGUACCUUUAAGAUUUCCCCCUAAUAACCAAAAAUGACCCUUUACAACUGCCUCAGUCUUACAGUAACCUCACUGGAGAGUUUUAUAAUGUCCUGAUAGUGUGAAAAUUAAAAAAAAAAGGUUUGUUGCCCUGAAGCAGACCAACACACUCUUCAUUGUGCUCAAAUCGCAUCCUAAAAUAAAGUCCCCUCCCUGAAGAUGAAUAGCCAAGCUGUUCUCCUGUUUGCAGCACCAGAACAACCAGAAUUUAAUUAGAGUAAAAACAUCCAUUACUUUGGCUUCAUAAUUGUGAGAAAAUGAAGAUGUUGCAAGCAGGAUGUUGUUAUUAUUAUUUUUUUUCCUGUGAAACACCUAAGGGUCAGACUAAUACCUCCAUUCAUUUAUGGGCAUGACAUCAAUUAGUCUAACAGUCCUGUUGUCUGCAUAGGUAUUUGAAUGGAUUAUCUUUACAGGGCCAGCCUGAAUGCAUAUCCAUGCUGUUGUGUGCUUUAUUGACUUUCAGUGUUUAACUAAUGCAGACAAUGCAGGAGCAGAGAGGAGGUUUUUUUUAUGCUUUUGUUUACCGGGUAACUCGCACAUUCGUCCCGGCAAAACUGCUGACCUAGUAACUCAAAUAUCCUUUUCUUCCUGCCUCUAUAUGAUCACAUUCAAAUUCAGCUUGGAGCUAAUGGGAUUACCUGACUCCCCCUUUUGGUCCCUGAGAAAAGACACCCCGCUCUACCUGCAUGUGUCCUUUGCAGGAGCUUUUAUUUUUUCAAAUCAGGUCUGCAUGUAUACAGUGGACUAGGUAAAAGGUUAGGUUUGGAUCUCUGUUAAGCUCUGUGUGGCCCAUUAGGAUGAUUGAGGUUUGUCCUGUUAAAUGAAUUGUCAGCACUGGGCAUGAGUCUUGUUUAUGAGGGCUGCAGUUAGCUGAACAGAAGUAUCUCUUCAUGGGUUAAAUAAAUAACCUUGAUCAUUGCAUAAUGAGUUGAUGGCGUUUGACAGUAAAACACCUCUGGAAAUACUAAAACCAAACUGACCAGAAGAAAAAAAAUCAAUUUCAAGUGGGGGCAGAUGGCUCCCCCUCAAGGAUUUUGGUCCUUCUCAGGUUUUCUGCCACUUUUGGUGCCUCAUACAACCUGUCAAGUCAUUGAAAAAAACAGUUAUUCAUUCACAGCCACCUGAAUGAAGCUCUGAGUUUCAAUGUUAUUGUCCUGCUGAGGCUCAGUCUGGUUUACCGCCGGUGCCAAAAAUGAUGCAUCAAUAAAGCUUUUAGGAGGGUUUAAAGAAAUAUUGAACUGAAUGACUCAGUCGUAUAAAAGUGUUGUUCUGAAUGGUGGGAUGCUCAGGAAGCGACUACUCCAUGAUCUAAGUCUGCGGUUCAAAUAAGUUCCUACAAGUAAACAGCUGAUCACUGUCGAUUUUAGCUUCCACUACUCAAACAGGGAUCAAGAGUGCUUUUGCUGGGGACUAUUUUCAGUUGCGAAUUAAUCCAUAUUAAUCCACAUUUGUGUUCUUGUUCUUGUGUUAAGUCUCGCUGGCAUCAGGGCAGCGUUUGUGGGAUUGAGUCAGUAUAAACUACAGUGUGUGUUCAACAUUUGGACAAUAUCUCUUAAUGCAACAUUGUAGCUCAGAAUUGCCGAAUUCUCUCUGAAGACGGAGCAGAACGAUGAGAUGUAUCAGGAAGUCCUGUCUGCACUUUUCAGGGGAGCAGCAGUAAGAGGAACUAUAGAUAGUGUAACUAUAAGGUGAAAACAGAGCCGGCCCUAGGCAUAAGUAAACAAAGCACCUGCUUAGGGCCCUGCGGCCAGUAGGGGGCUCCCAAGAGCAAUCAAAAUAAUAAUAGUAAUAAUGAUAUUUUUUAUUUUUUGCAUGUAUGAGUGAUGCUUUCUGUAUGUUCAAAUUUGUAAAAAUAAAAUAACGUAAAAACAUUUUAGUGCUGCUGCUGAUGUAAGGUCCUUACACACUGGGAACGACGCAAAUAUACAACGCAAAAUUACGAAAUAUACGGAGGUGAAUUUUGACGCGCCUGACUAUACACAUCAAGCGCGAUGUGAUUUUGCUGGAAAAAAGACGCGUCCCGGGUGGAAGCGAGAAGACUGACACAACAGCAGACUGACUGUUUUUCAGUUCUGAUUAGACACUAGUGUUGAGAUGUCUGUCUGUCAUGAUAGCAUGUACUGAGUCGGGGCCAGUACCAGAUAAGCACAUUAAACUAUAAUCCAUAAACAUAAGGUAACAACCAAGACCUAAUGGUGCUGUGACAGCAAAGUGCUGUGAGUUUGAGACAGUGAAAAUACAUAUGGUAUGUUGUAUCUGAACACGUUAGCUUACAAGCUAAAGUUACUUAGCACAGAUGAAAGUUAAAACAAAGACGUUUAGCAAACUGUUAAAGCACACAAACCAUCGUCAUGUGAGAAAUCUGACACUAUGACUCUCCACAAGUUGUCCUUCAGGUCGUUAUCUUUGUAAUGUUUGUGUCUUUUAUCAAAAAGCACUCUGUUCUCCGACACGUAAACAAUCAGCCGGUUGUCCAUGUUGGAUAUACCGGUGAAUCUGACGUUGCAACAACACGCAAUCUGAUUGGUCAGAAGUGGACACACAGUAUGCGAAACUUUAGAAAAUUCGUCCGCAAUAUGAAAAAAUAAAUGAAAAAUAUCACAGGACGAGAAAAUGACGCUGUUGUGAACACCUGUAUUGACGGGAUACGGCUUCAAAAAAAAAUAUUGACGUCCGAAAAUAAUCGCAGAAAAAAACGCAUCCAGUGUGAAAGGACCUGUAGGUCUACGAUUCUUAGUGCCGAUAUGUCAAAGCUAGGCUACCGUUAUGUGCGUCCUGCUGUGCAAUGUGCGCUGAGCAUCCUGAAAGUGCUACAUUUUGAGAUUAAAAACCAUAUGUGGCACCCUGAACAUCAUUCAUCAGUCAUUCAUUGGUAUUAUUUGUAUGGUUGCAUUGGUAUUAUUUAUGUUAUUACCAAGGCCACCCCCUUAAAUGUGUAAAGACAUUUUGUACUGUCGUAGAUGUGUGAAUGAUCAACAAUCAAUAUUAUCAGCAGAAAUAGAGGGCCCCAAAAUCAAAUUUUGCUUAGGGCCCCAUUAAGGCUUGGGUCGGCUCUGGGUUAAAAGUACGAUUCAUGUGGUUCUGAACUUUUGAAACAUGGUUUUGCGUUGAAUAAAGUCGAUCAUAAUAAUGAUACUUGCACAGAGCAUGCCAGAAACAACACUUUUCCUGUUUAAAAUGUAUUAAUUUUGGCGUUUUUUAAUCAGUUUCUUAAAUUUUAAUCAUAAUGUAAUUGCUCCACACAGAUGUUCAGAGAGGGAAAGUCUUUGGCAAAGGAUAUACAAAUAUUUUCCCUGGACUUGCGCCAUAAUUUGACAAAACGUCUCAGUAUCAGCGCUCCUAUAGGUUUCUGUGGUGAUCUCUCUAAGAGCUGCUCCAUUUAGCAGAGGAGAUAGAGGAUGCUGAGCAAUUGUCACAGCCACCUGCUCCACCCACAGUCCUGACUCUGCUCCUCCCUGACCUCUCCUCCAAAUCCUCACAUCUGAUCCGCCAAGUGGCCACCUGAGUUGAGAGCCGCUCAGCCGUCACCCCCGAGGUGUUCAUCUCUGCUGUAAGAGUGGAUGUUAAAUCCUGAUCUGGAUCUAAUUUCUCAUGUUUGCUCUUUGACACUUACAAACGGCCCUAAAACGCCCCAGAGGGGUAUCGGAAAAGUCUUCUCAGAGUGACUGGAGGAGUCUGGUUUUUCAAGGCCGUGAUGUUGACUGCGGAGACGGGGGUGGGGGAGUGGAAGAGGAGGAGGAGGAGGAGGAGGAAGAAGAGGAGGAGGGGGGAUGUAUCAUCGCAGGGGCUUGUGGGCGGAAUGGGAGGCCUCUUGGCUGUUUAACUUCAAUUUUGUCCUUGUAUAUUAAUCACACAUUCCUGGACGGCUUCACUUGUUGGGUAUCUGUUACAGUAUAUAUCAGAGCUCUACAUAACAGGGGUUUGCUUAGAGUGAGUUUAGCUGACCUUUUCUUUUUAAAAGCAUCCAUGCUUUACUUGAAUGCUCGUGACAUAAAUAAUAUAACUGAUGCAAAGCUGAUACAGAUGCUUUCCUGGCUGAGAUUUGCACACUUUCACCUCUGUGUGGUUCUCAGGUGGAUGAUAGUGUCGCUCUCUCUCUGUCAUGAUAUGUUUUGUUCAUUUGGUUUUCUCAUGGUUUUGUUAUUUGAGUGCUUGUCUUGUGAGUUUUCAGUUUGCGUUUGACUCCGUUUCCCUCAUGUUCUCUGUGUUUUAUUCUUUAGAUCAGAUUUCAGUGUUUCCUGUUUUAUUUUGUAGUACUCCACCCUUGUGUUUCUUGUCUUGAUUUACCUUUUCAGGCUGUUUUUGAAUUCGCCUAGCAGUACGUACUGAUUUGCCCAGAAUUUAGUAUGCACUAGCUGAACAAAAAUCCCCGGAUGACGUACUGAUUAAGGACAAUUUCGCAGUAUGCAUCGGACCAGUCUGCUUCGCCUACUGUUACCCACAAUGCAAAGCGCCUGGGCACAGGCCGGAAUAGCAGAGAGCGGCGAAACUUUUCACCUGAGCAUUCAUUUUUUAAGAGGACGGCCAAAAGAUUUCUCCUUCUGACAGCCUGUCUUCUCCUCCUUCUUUCAGCAUUAUGUGUGCAAACCACUGACAAGAAUGCAAUGUUUUGUUACCAUAUCGUACAGUUUUUAUCCUCUAUUUCCAUCACCUAAAAUUUUCCCACUUCUCCUCAUACUUUAUACUGUACAGAACGCGUGAUGUUUACCACACACAGCACGUGCCAUCAGCGAUGUUUACAUCACACAGCUGGACAGGCAGCUGGCAUUAGAGGGUGUCAAAAGCUUUAAUGCAGAAAGGUGAGUAAACGUUAAAGCAGUCUGACUCAAUCAUCAGCCAAGACGAUAUUUGAUAUAAACUGACAGGAGACAGGAGUUUGUGUUAGAGUGUUUUAACUUUGUCAAACUAUUGGGACGAGGGGAAUAAGACCCCAUCACGCAGACGCCAUCAGUUAACACGUUUAGUGAGGAUUGCAACUUCUUUCAUUUAAGUGAAACGAGGACAACGUAUUUACAGUGCCGUGAUGAGAAUCAAAUGCCGCCAGAUCGACAAGUCAUUGCAUAGACAGAAAACGUUUUGAUGGCUGGUAUUGGGCUAAAAAAAUCCCCCAAAAAUCAAUUAAAACACAUAAAAGAUUUUAUUUUAGUGCGUAAAUGAAUGGGCAACAGUGUAGUGUUUUCCAGCUAAACCAGGCCAAGCAUACUACAUAAUAACUGCCGACUUGCGGUCAUACUGCAUACUAAUAUCGAACACAGUACUCAGUAUCUACUGCAUACUGCGGUCAGCAGGAGUAUGCAGUAGGCCAAUUCAAAAACAGCCUCAGUUUUCCCUCCUCUGUAAUUAUCUGCACCUCUGUCUCGUUAGACUCACCUGCCUCUUGUUGCUCGUUUCCCUCUGUGUUUGUAUAUAUAGUCCCUGUCUUCCUCUGUUCUUGUUGGUUCAUUGUGUGUGAGUUUGUCGGUCAGUGUGUGUCAGUCAUGAAUCCUUUGUCUCUUUGUGUUUUUUUUUUUUUUUGCCCCCAGUGACUUUUGUUGGAUUUUUUUAAUUGGACAUUUUGAAGAUUUUUUUCCCCCAUCAUUUAGUUCUUUUUAAACAAAUCCUUGGUUCCACAUUUUUGGGUCCCCUUCACUUCCUUAACUUUAACUUCCAACUUUCAACUUAAUUGUCCCUAAAGGGAAAUUCAUGUUGCAGAAAAGCAAAAAACACAGAACAUAUGGAGCACAUCCACACAAACUAGUGAUGGGCACAGCAGUUCUUUUAGAUGGACUGAAUCACUAGAAUCAGUUCACUAAAAAGAUUUGUUUAAAAGAUUCGUUCACCGAAUCACUGAACUGAUACACAGCUGAACGGUUCAGGGUUCAGUUCAGUUCAGACUCACUGAUUCUGGGACCAGGAGAUGAGAGUGUUGUGGCUGAGUUGCUUUUGUAAAAGUGAACUUGUCUAUAAACCAUGACGUUUUAAGUGUACUGUCCAUUGGUGUGCUAUUUAUCUGGUCUACUCUGUAAAUUUGGCUUAGUGAGUGAUUCAUUCACUGAACGUUUACCCCACAGCUCAUUCAGUGAAGAAUGAAACUGUGGGUUUUAUACACUACCUAUUACAUGCUGUGUUCUGCUGUACACAAGCUGUUGUGGCGGCAAUUUAGCAGAGUUAACAAAAUAAAAAGUUAGUUUUCUCUGAGAUACACUGGAACACGACACACCCCUGUCUCCCUCUGUCGCUCCUGUCAAGAGCUUGCUACAGCUGGUGAGUCCCACUCUCGUUUUAAGUUUGUUUAAUUGGGAACUAAAAGUGUCAAAACAACAGGGAACAACAGUCGCCAUGAAAGUAUAUCCCUCAGACAAAAAUGCUUCCAGAGAGUAUAGUUCUCUGGAAUCAUUGGUCAGACCUUGAUCAGCAGCGGAAGUGAUUCGGUUCAAUACGUUCACUUUAAAGUUUCGGUUCUUUUGAACGAAUCAUUUGCGAACGACACAACACUAACAACAAACCCUACACAACAUUGAAAUGGCAAACUGGGAGCUGUUCCAUACAGUCGAGGAAAUAUAUAAAUAAAUAAGUGAAGUGUAUCAUAACUGUUUAGAAUUUGAAUUAAGUUGGGUAAUGUUUAACCCCGGACUGUGACACUCUCCAGCGUGACUGCUCACGCUAAUAGUCACAUAAGUGCAGCAGUUUUCACCGCCGUUAUCUGCCCUCCAUCUCCCAUUAAGUGACCUUUCACAUCAGCACUCUCUGCCGGGCUAAUAACCAAUAUGCUGAUUGCUCUCAGCCCUCGUCAUAUAAGCUAGACUGACAUUUUGUUUUAACAGUAUAUACAGUACGGUUUAAGUGCUGACUUGGCAAUGGAUCAAAACCCAGUGUGGGAUCCUCGCUGUCAUAUCAUGGAGCUCAGGGUGCAGACCGGCUGUCUAAAGAGUGAGGAGAGAGAGCGUGUUCAUGGCAGAGUAACCCAGUAAUCAACCCAAACAUGUCAAUAAUGGAUGAAUGGGUGUUUACAGUGCUGUUGUACACUGAGGAGAGUGUGUAGCAUGAACAGCAGCAGAGCUAAGUUCGGCUUGUUUGGGAUUUUUUGUGUGAAAGUCCGGCCUCAGCGUUUGCCCGGCUUAGUUUUAUCACGCAGCGACAUCUCAGAGGGUGGUGUUCAGUCAAUAUGUCCCAGGCUUAGGUCGGGCCUCCUGCAGUCAGCAGCCUCUGCAUCAAUACAGAAAGCAGAGCCACCCUGACCUAUACAGCAACCUCCCAGAGCUUUGAGCUGAAAAUGAAUUCUUUAAACCUCUGGAAAGGAGAGCUGCAAGGCUGGACCCGAGCCAAACGGGGGGUACUGCCACCAGAGCGGGGCUUAAUCCACCAAACAUAAAACCAAAACCUUAAAGACAACCAUAACUAAAUUCAUAUCGAGAUUGUUUUCAUCCCCCACACACGCACACACAAACCAGAUUGAAAGCUGAUUCCUAGAUCUACCUGUUUUGUAACUGAUUCAUGCUAAACCAGGCUGAAAACAAAUCCGGCCAUACACAUUCAUGACCAUGUUUUCUGGGAACUGAUCUACCAAACAUGGUUCAGGGAAACGGAUGCCAUCUUCGUCUCUGUGUCCUGAUAGGUGGAUUCACCCGACCGGUCAGACCUUGAUGCUCUGGCGCCCCAUAUUGGUGAGCUCUGCAGGGCAUUUCCAGCUAAAAGGUUCAGGGUUUCUGGAAGCCUCUGGACAUCUGUCAAUAGUAUGGAUGGAUCUCUAACAUGUCAGGAAAAGAAUGUGCGACUUCAUGCUGUGUGUGGAUCAAAACAAAGCUCAUGAAUAAAGCGGUGGAGCCUCUAAUAAUUGAAGAAAACACACAAUGACAUGCUGGAUUAUUCAACAAAAUAAAAGCCAGAUUGAGCUCGUGUAAAAGCUUUACCGUAAUGUAAGAGGAGCACCAGCAUUUAAAGCCAGCCAAUACCAUCGAUUGAUCACUAAUCAGUUCUUCUCUUUACUGUUCCAACCUUUAAACAUUGUCUUCUGGACAGUGCCAUGCUCUCAGCACUUAUCCUGUCUCUAUCUGUGUUAUUUAGUCGUAUUCACGGCAAUUUGUGCAAACAGAAGAGUCCUGAUUAGUGUCAUAAUCCAGAGAUUUGAUUCAAAGUGACUACUUGAGGAAAACAUUUCAGACAAGGCGCUCCAGAGCCGAGGGAGCGCCGGAAGUUUUAUAACCGCUCUGACCAAAAAAAAUAAAAACUUGAUUGAAUCAUUUUUGAAGCUUAUAAAAAUGGAGCUGUUUCCCAUUAAGGUGGAAUGAGAGGCACUGUUUCAGUCAGAAUGAAAGUAUGUGAUAAAAUGAGUAUUUUAUGAAGUGAAUUUUGUUUUAACAGUCCUGUUCGAGAGGUUACAUGGCUGGUGUAAUAAAACUGCCUUGAAUUACCUGCGAAACAUUACCUCAGAGCAACAUUUAAAGAGAGACAUCCUCAUUUUAGAUUGUGUGAUAUAUUUAUUGGCAUCAUGCUGCACGUAGGAUAAAAUAUGAAGCCAAAACGACUGGAAACAAGGAGGAUUUUGGUUGUUAUCUAAAUUUUAGUACAGUUAAGCCUCCGACACAUUGCACUGAGUUAUACUAUUUUACUGAGAUGCACCAAUAACACUAAAAGACAACAUUUGAGGACUCCUGUGUCUAUAACAUAGACUGUAUAUAAAGUAGACGCUGUCUGCCUCCUCACUGGGUGAAGCCACCCCCAGAACAGCACCCUCUGGUGACGGGCUGCAGUAUAGGUCAUAAAUCCCGACUCCUCCAGCAAUCCCUAUAGAGCUGUGAACAAACUUUAGAAAUUUAUUACACAGAAUAUACAUUUUUCCUCCCCACUGCUUGUGAUAGUGACAUGUAGCUACUUUAAGACUGGUUUGCGCUUAAAGGUCCUUUCACACCGGGAGCGUUUUUUUCGUGCGAUUAUUUCGGACGUCAAUAUUUUUUUCCGAACCCGUAUCCUGUCAAUACAAGCGUUCACAUCAGCGACGUUUUCCCGUCCUGCAUUUAUUUUUUCGGCUCAUGGUUGAUUUUUCUAAAGUUUCGCAUAUUGAGUGUCCACUUCUGACCAAUUAGAUUGCAUGUUGUUGUGAAUGAGGCGGGACUUUCUCCAGGAAAAGUCUUCCCCGGGAUGCGUCUUUUCCCCCCCAGGAGUCGCAAAAUCGCAUCGGGCUUGAUGUGUAUAGUCAGGCGCGUCAAAAUCCGCCUCCGAAUAUUUCAUAAUUUCGCGUUCUAUAUUCGCGUCAGCCCCAGUGUGUAAGGACCUUUCGUCCUCUUUAUUCCUUAUAGCUCCAUUUUUAGCUCAGCUGUCUUGGCUUUUAGCUUCUCGCUAACAUGUGUUAGCUUGGCACACAUAGCCUCCAGGCUAAGCAGGCGACCAUCUACCGAGUCCACAGUAGUCUCCAGAGAGGCGGUGGGUUGGCCGUGGCUGGACACAAUCGUUUGGACGAGGUGUUGAGAAUGGUAUCUAAAACUCCGAAGCUAGCUCGGCCUUGUGGCGUUCUAUAAGGCUUGUUAGCGUUGUCAUGCUAUGCUUGUUAGCAGCUUCAGCAUUCGGGGGUAUAGAGUCUUUUUUGUUUUGUUUUGUUUUGUUUUGCUUUCUUACCUGCCAUUUUCAAGUGGAUCGUGGUGCUGUUGUCUUCCUGCGAUGCUGUUUCGGGCAGUAAGAGGUGGAGAGAGGACUUGAAAAAUUAAAAAAUAAAAAAGAGUGUGGGAGAGCAGGAAUGAAGCGUUUACUCUGCGUCCGCCACGACUGGAAGUCCAUUUUUAAAAGUUAUGAGGGGGUUUAUGUUUUCUAUGAUUGACACGUGAUACCGCCUAGGGGUAUAUGAAGAUUGCAUAGCUCACCCAGGGGAUACCCUGUUUGAGCCGAGCGUCAUCACAGCGACUCUCCCAUCGGAUGCGUACAACGCUACUGCGCAAUGUUGGUUUGAGGAAGCAGAGAUAAAUCGUCGAAAUACCAAGAUAUUUUUGGCUUCAAAUCCAUAUUCUAGCAGCAGGCAGAACCAAGUUGUCCACAGUAUAUACAGUCUAUGGUCUAUAAUAACUUACUUGCUUUUAUUUUCUACACUCCUACACCUUUAUUUCCCCCCCUCCCAUAAUUUAAAACCUUUGUCUAAUUCGAUCUUAAUUUCGAAGCACAUUGAGAUGCGAAACCUAUCUUGGACUACAACCAGCUAAUCCUCAAACAUGCGUCACGCUGAGAAAUCUCGCCCACUCAGGUUACCUGAGUCAAGUUUAUUUACAAAGCCCCAAACUUGAACGUCUAUCCCAAAGGAAAUUAUGCUGAUUACAUGCAGCAUCAUUGUGUUUUGUUGAGUCCCUCGUGUUUUAAAAAAGUGUCGAACCACGCUACAAACAGUGAAUGGUACAACGUUGGAGGUUAAUUACAGGAUGUAAAUUCGUGAAUGGUUCUGCAUAAAUAGGGAGGAGGUAGUUAAAGGGUUGGGUUUGUAUCUCUAUAGUAGAGGGCUUUUUCUGUUCCCUGUUUUCAGGUCACUAAGCUAAACAGUUUCAAGGUUUCAUUCAUCUUAUCAAAACCUACAGCUUGGACUGAGCUCCCCCUCCAGUUUCCAACCCCUCAGGCCACUUCUUUCAAGGGUGCCAAACAGAAACGAACCUGGCACAAGAGCUCAGUCAAACCUAUAGUCAGACUCUGCAGCUCCCUGUUUUCUGAGCGCUCUUUGGUAAAAGGACGUUCAAACCGGGGUUGCACUGAAAUUGCAAACCGUCUAAUUUGAUGAGGACGCUCUGCCUCCGAGUGUCAUUUUCCAGACGCACACACACAGCGCCUGGAUCCGUUACAUCACCAGGGAAUGGGAUGUAAUAAGUACGGACAUCAAUGCAGGAAGACAGACACCAGUAUGCAUCCCUGUCCUGCUGGAUUAUGCAAGGGUUGCGUCACUGACCUAAGGCAGCCGCUGAGAUUUGAGUUGUGGGUGCAUCAAAGUACCAUCAAGUAAAUUUUGUCUGGAUUGGCAGUAUUUCUUUCAUGUCUUGUGUUUCAUUUAUAUAAAUAUAUAUAUUAAAAAAACACUUAAUUUUCGGAUCCCUGACCUGAGAAGGAGGGCUCACCAAACCCAUCAAAAAAACCUGUCUGCUCUUGCAUAUCUGCACACUCAGUCCAAAACAAUGCGACACAAAUAUCAUCAAACAAACAAACACAUCUGGAAAUAGCCCUGGUAGUGAGAAAGAGGCUCCCUCCUCAACCCCAGCCAUAAUUUGUGUUAGUGGUAAUGAUCUGUGUCAUUCAGCUCCUAACUGGGAUCUCACUCUGCAGCUGACUCAUACGCUUUUUAUAGCCGUCUCUGUCAUUCCACUUUAUAGCUGCUGCUGUGCGUGUGUGUGUGUGUGUGUCUGCUCGUGCAUCAACACCUUUCUGCUGAGAUGACAGAGUGUUGAUACUUUAUUUUAUAUUUACUUAAACUUUUUUUUAUGUACCUGGAGCUGUAAUCAACACAAGUUGCUUUGCACUUGUUCAGGGACAGACUAGUACUGGCUGAGCUGUGAAACAGGACACAGGCGCCUUAAAAUGACAUGUUUUUGUAGACAUGAGGAUGAAACUGGACAGAGCGGAGAGUUAUAUAAUGUUGAAUGCAUGGAUAGCAUUGUGCAUACCCUCAAAAUUAAGACCUUCAUUUAGGAGAAAAGUAUCACCCAAUUAAAAUAAUGACCUAAGUCCAUUUUUGACGAAAAUGAGUUUUUGGCCUAAAUCAUCUUUUGAUGAUGCUGCAUGUAGGAUAAAAUAUGAAGCCAAAACAACUGGAAACAAGGAGGAUUUUGGUUGUUAUCCAAAUUUUAGUACAGUUAAACCUCCGACACAUUAUUCUGUAUUACUGUGACGCACUGGGUAAAGCCACCCCAAGAACAGCAGCCUCUGGUGACAGGCUGCAGUAUAGGUUAUAAACCCUGCCUCCUCCAGCAAUCCCUAUGGAGUUGUACACAAGCUUUUGCGAUGCUGACAUGUAGUUACAGUAAGACUGGUUUGUGUUCAAGUCCUCUUAUUUCUGUAAAGCUCCAAUUUUAGGUCAGCUGUCUUGGCUUUCAGCUUCUUGCUAACCAGUGUUAGCUUAGCACACGUAGCCUCCAGGCUAAGCAGGCGACCAUCUACCGUGUUCCGCAUUAGUCUCCAGAGAGGCGAUGGUUUGGCCGUGGCUGGACACAGUGGUUUGGACGAGGUCUAUUUCGGCCUCCAGUCAGUGUUGUUUUUGUUGACGAUGAUGUUGGGGAAAUAUUUCGUCAACGUCAUCGUCAACGAAAACAACCAAAUAUUUCGUCAACGUUGAUGAGCUAAACAUAAGUCUUAGAUGACUGAAAUGUGACGAGACCAAUGUGCGUUUACUAGAUGAAAACGUUAGUGGUGGACGAUGAACAGAGUUGCAAAAUUCAUGAGCAUUUUGUCAGUCAAACACUAAACAUAUUCUGCAGUGUUGUUUUCGUUAACGAUGACGUUGACGAAAUAUUUUCGUCAUCAUCAACGAAAACAACACUGCCUCCAGUGCUAAGAAGGAUAUCUUAAACUCUAAAUCAUCUUUUUUCUUGGGAUGAUUUAGAGAUGAUUUAGGCCAAAAACUCCUUUUCUUCAAAAAAUGACUUAGGCCAUUAUUUUAAUUGGGUGACAAUAUCUGAACUGAGCUUGCCAGCAGAGGGCGCUGCUUUUGCAACCUAAUUCAGCUAAUACAGUAAUGUUAUUCCAUGAAAACAGGACUCCCUAUGAACCCUGCUGACGUCGUUCUAUGUCUGCUGGAUGUGUGAAUGGACAGAUGAUCGCAGACACAUUUGCCAUAAAUAUUUUACAGCAUAAUACUGUCAUGUUGUAAAAAUUUUACAGCGCUCUUUAGUGUGGUGGCAAGCGCUUCUUGUGCUCCGUUUGAGUGGAGGAGAAAAAUUAAAAGCAACAGCACUGGGACUUUUGGGAUAACAUGUGGCAACAGUUGAAAACAGACAUGACUCUGUCGUGGAAAUCACCACAUUAAUAAUCUACAUAAAUGAAGUUCUUCUUUUGCUUUGCUGUAGAAAAUAAAUCAAACAAAAGAAGCAGCUGUUUUUAACAAUAAAUAGGUUAAGUGUUUAUUGGGACAGUUCUGGUUAUAAUUGAAUGUAUCUUGUGCAGUUUUGAGGCUGCAGAUGCUGUGUCUGUUCGUCUGCUGCUGUUUUCACACUGCUGAAUGGAAAUCGAGUGAGUGUGUAUAUCCCUUUGCGGCUCAGUGGUUUCUCUCGCAGGCGAGCUCUCCCACAGUCCUCUCUGUGUCAGAUGACAGGCAUGUGAAUGGCCGCGUUGAGGGGAAGCCCUGCGCCGGGGCGAAGCAGAAUGGAGGAAGAGCCCUCUUAGCAUGUCAGAUUUUUACAAGAGCUGUCAGCCUGAGACGGUCUGAGCUGCAGGAUCCUGCAGGAAUGACCAAAAAUGACCCGUUUUUACAGCAGAGGAGUCACAGUGGGAUGUAUUAUCCAUCUGAGCGUUUCUGUGGAUUCCUAUGAAGAGUGCACCGUCUGUAGUAUUAAACAAGGGUCAUCUGGUUACAUCAUAAACAUGAGAUUUCUCUCUCUGGGGUUGCUAAUUUAUAUGACAUUCAGCACCAAAAUAGCUCAGUAAUGCUUUUCAUCCUUUUAGUUGUAUUGCGGAUUGCUACCUGCUGCUUGCAACAUCAGUACAUUAUGAAAUAGUGUGCCCUCCCUACACAAAUACACACACACUUAAACACACACUCACACACUCCCCGUGGAGACGUGCUCCGUCCACUAUUUGAUUUGAGAACAUUGUUCACUCUCAGAUUGAUUGAUGACAGCGUGACAGCGCACAGGCAGAAACACCCCCCUGAAGGCCUCGGAUGCUCUUUUCUUACUCUGCGUCGAUAACUUUAUGUGCCAGGCAGGAACAUGAGCUAAAAUAUUGAAAUUCAGUGAAAAUUGAAUUAUUACUUGACGGCUUAGCAAAACACAUGUACUGUACAUCCGCAGAAGCCUUUUUUUAGGGAUCUAUAAGAAGAUCUGAACAUCAAAUUCUCUGCCUGAGAAAACUGAUUGUUAAUAUUGAAAAGGAUUGUGCAGCUUUUACAGCAACUAAACCAAAUCGAAUUCAUUGCCUGAGCUUCGCAUGUGCAGAGGGGUUGCACCUUUGCAGGAUUUUGUCUGUUUACACUUACAAUGACUUAAAGCUCCAGUGGGGAACUCUCAAUUUGGGUCAGUUUUGGUGCCAAAUUAGUUUUUGCUUAACAUUACCCCCUCGCUCCAGUUUAAGGCAUUAAAAACUAACUAAUGAGUCUUGUUUGUUUUUGUAUAUGGUGAUGGCUGGUGAUGAUGGUGCUGGUAAUUUGAUUAGUAGCGGACUGCUAAACCCCAUUUCCUGUUCAAACCCACUCUUUGCUUGUUGUUUUUGAUUGUGGAGAUGUUUGGAAAAUGCUCUUCUUACAUUGUGACACUUAGAGCUUUGAGUUUUGAGUGUUCAUUCAUAGUCCACCAACACUUGAAAUGGCUAAUAGUUGUUGCUGAUGAGAGGCGCAGCUGAACUGUCACUCUAGCUAGUUAUAGGGCUGAGUGUGCGCCGUUCAAAUGUCAGAUGGAACAUAGCUGAAAAUCAGCUUUUUAAAGAUACAGUGAGUAAAAUAUUUUUAGAGUAGGCUGAAAUUCAUAUUGAUGCUUUUUAUGAUACCCAAAAACAAACGAGUAUUAGGAAGUAUUAGGACUCAUGAUUUUAUCACGACAUUAUCCUCGUAACUACUUUAUUACGACUUUACUCUCGUAAGAAAUGAUUUUAUUACGACUUUCUUCUCAUAAGUAAUAAUUUUAUGAACCUUAUUCCCGUAAGUAAUUAUUUUACAACGACUUUAUUCUCGUAAUACCGAGGUCUAAAAUUUUUUCUUUUCUUAAUGUGGCCCUAACGCUCCGUCGUAAACAAGUGACAAAAUUCAUAUUUUUUUGUUGUUAUUGUAAUCUGGUGAAAAAAUACACAAUUCUUUGAGUUUCUAUGUAAAAUAUUCUCAGUAAAUAAUAAAUGCAUUUAUAAAAAGUCAGCAGAAUGAGUUUUUUUGUCAAAAAAAGACUGACUAUUUAAAGGAUAUACCGUAUUUUUCGCACUAUAAGGCGCACUUUGAAUUCUUUUGGCUUGUCGGAGAACUGCAGCCACCGUAGCCUCGCGGAGUUAUUGAAUGAGUUAAAUAAAGUUUGAGUUAUCUGACUGUUUUGUUUGGCUUAAUGCGCUUUAUAAACCGGUGCGCCUUAUGUAUGAAAAUAGACGCAAAUAGACGCGUUCAUUGAUGGUGCGCCUUAUAGUGCGAAAAAUACAGUAAUAAGCAAUGAGUGCUUUAACCACAGGGGGCGCCAAGAUCGAAUCAAUUUAAAACUUGCCUUAUGUUUAGUUUAUGUUCUCCAAAUUUGAGGAGAGUCAGAAUUCAAGUUCACAGUUUAAAACACCUGCUGCAUUUCUAAUUCAGAGUAGGACUCUGUAGCAAGGUCCGAGGUUUUUGAUGUGGUUCUGGUUGGAAAGAUGUCAAGGUCUGAGGUUAAUGAGCGAAAACACACACUGCAAAAAAUAAAGUUCUUUCCCUCUUAAGUUCUGGGCGGUGUGCUCUGCUUCAGCCUCGGACUAACAAAGAGGACUGCACGCUUCAGAAAACUCAGAAACAGUCCAUCACUGGUUUUACAGACUGUGUCUUAUAUAAUAGUAAUCAGUGUGGUGAAAUUCAGAUGCCAGCACUGCUGACACUUAUCUGCCAAAGCGUCAGCGUUUGAAUCUUAAUUUUCAAAUGUUAUUUUUAGGCUUCAAAAGAUCUGCAUGUUAGCACUGGCAGAAAAUGUCUUAUUGGCAUAUUUUACAUCUCUGUUAAUGUAAAUCUCUAAAAGCUCCAGAGCAAGUUAUCUUUGAUUUGAUCCCUGGAUUUUCAAAUCAAGUGUUCCCCCGAGUGAAAGCCUCAAAUGAGGGUGAAAUAGUGUGUGUUAGAAAGGCCUCAGUGCCAGCUUGGUGUCUCAGUGCAUUGUUUGAAGCAGACUUAAGCUGCAUGGCGACAGAGGCUUUUUGAGUGCCAGGUUCCCAUUCACACUGAUCACACAUUAGACUGAUCAAAUCAGACUCCAGACCUGCUUCCUGACUAACUCAAUUUGCUCUCAUACGCUUCCCUUUUCACGCUGAGCACACGCGCGCACAUUUACACACACACAUACAAACACACACACACACACACUUGAGCCUGGGUGCGCACUCGAACGUGUGCGCACAAAACAGAAAACCAACAGAGAGCGGGGCAGCACCCAUUGAGCUCUAAUGAAAAGCAGAAAAAGCCGUUACCUUGGCAACUGCCUGCAUACAGUACAUCUUCAGGAGGACCCAGAUUUCCUGUCUGACUGCGAUCGUAUUGUUUUGGUUCUCUUUUUGAUAGCCGCAGCAUCCCUAGACAGAUUAUCUCACCGCUGGCAGGAAUUUAUGCUAAAUCAUCGCAGCCAUUUGCGCAGACUGGAAGCCACCACGCUGAAAAAUCCCAAAUCAGUCUGACAGGAUACCUUUAAGUCUGAAAACAGUAAAGCCACGGCCAAUCUGAGGGAUUUUACCUUGGGCUUGAGCCAUCUGUGUGAUUCAUCUCACAUAGGAUGAUCAGGACUCACUGUGGUUUAAAUGAACAUCUAUACAGCAGGAGCAUUUUUAACCCUGUGGUGGACCCCAAUGAACCAGGAGAGAUCACCUGUCAGUGCUCUAAAACCCAGAUUGCGUUGACCUUUUUUAUUUCUGAAGGAUGAGCGUAUUUCCUAGAAGACAGGUUGGAGCGUUUAACCCUUACCCCACACUAAACUCCACUCACAAACAAUCCCAACAUGAAGUCAUUCGUGUCUUGAAUAUAUCCGAUACCACAAAGCGCUCUUGUCCGUGCUGUUCUCGUCAUUAUCAUUCUCAUCACCAUAAUCAGAUUAUCAUAAUUAAAAUAAUUGCCAGGGCACUGUUUGUUAUCUCUGUAUGUUGGUUUUCAACAGGAAACCAAUCAGACCACCCAUGUUGUUUCUCAGCGGUUGAAAAAUGCUGGCGAGUUCAGAGGAGGGGACAGAAACCUACCUGUUUGGUGUGAUUUAACCAAACAUGCACAGAACUGUCAACCCAAAGUGACAGCUUACUCUCCCACAUCUGUGCUAUAGACGCUUCACUGUGGUUAAACGAAACAAGAGAUAAUGAACAGUCUGUGCCGCCUCUUUUUUUUUUGGAAAUUAAACUUGGAAUAGAAAAACCAGAGGGUGUAUAUCAUCUAACCUAAAGAUGUUUUUUUCUUAGUUAUGGUGUAGCAAUGUGAGGGCAAAACAAACCCUCUUUAAAAUUAAAACCAAUGCAAAAAGUGCAAAAACUGCAGUUCCUCAACUGUCCACCGGUGGCAUAAUUAAGUUAAAUGGCAAAUUGCGUCAUUUGUAUAAGCUGUACCUGAAGUGAAAUUUACUGAAACGUCCCAGGAAGCUAAGCCUGCCUCAACCUCCCUUUUCUUACUUGUGUCUUCGUCCACUUAAAGCUAGCUUGAGUCAACAUUUCCAAUAUGGCGACCGCCAUCAUUUGGCUUCAGAAAGCUUGGGUGAUGUCACUGAAGCUGUGUCCAUGUUUAACAAAACAUGUGAAGCUGUCAAAGGGUCAAACACACCGUAACUCUGAGUUAGAUACCCCCUCGAGAGGUGAGUGUUGAUGACCGCUUGCUUCUCUAGUUUUACCAACUUUGGUAACGACCGCACGAUAGCAAUACACAGCAGUCUCAUGUUUAUGAUGUCACCAUAUUGAUCAUUUUGCACUGCAGACGCGGUAGUUCUUCUGCCUUAGCGUCUCGGUCUGAUUGUAUUUCCAUGAAGAAAUUAUCAUAAAUGUUCUUCUUUGAGCUGCGUCACCCCGCUGUAGUCCGUAAUGGACUGGUACAGGUCUCGCUGCAAACAAGCGGCUGCUGGAAGAGAGUGGGUGUGUUGUGUUAAGUCUGUCAAAGCUAAAAAGAUGUUUGGUGGCUAGUGCUAUGGCUGGUACCCUAUAUGCACUGUUAAUAAAGUUAGGUGCUGUUCUGAGCAUUAUUUGUGGUUGAGGUUUGUGUAUGGCUCCUGAGACCGCUGUGUAUUGCUAUCGUGCGGUCGUUACCAAAGCAGUCGGCAACAUUCAUCUCUGGAGGGGGCGUCUAACUCGGUGUUAUGGUGUGUUUGACCCUAAAUUAAUUUUACGCCGGAAUAUCCCUUUAAGGUGCAUUUUCCAUGGGAACUGAUGGGAUAUGAGUCAAACUUUAAAAUCAAAUAACAUGUUAAGUGAACUUUAUUCCCACACGCUUUUUCUUGUUAUAGUUUGUUUUUAUGGAGCUGUUUUAUGUCUGAGUGUUCAUUAAAAAAAAAUACUUUUUAGGUUUGUGUUUCAUGCUAAGGGGUCUAACAUUGAUGAUUGACAGCUUUGUGUUUAGUAGUGAAGCAGAGUCAUUGAAAUGCCACUGACUCAGUUUAAGUUAAAUAUGAGGUGAACAGAAGGGUUGGGACUUUAAUUACCAAGGCUCUGUUCUGGAUUAAAAAUGAUUUUACUAAUUGUUGUGUAGCUAUUUAAGAAUAUUGAACUCAUUAAAAGCUGCUUGAAUUUCUUUUAAACUUUCAGAUUAGAAAAGUUUCUCAUAAAGCAAAAUAUUUCACAAGUCUACCUGAUUGAGAGUGAUGUUUCUUUUGCCUGAUUCAUCACUUUGAAGCAGUCGUAGCAGGAUGUGUCAUGACUCGGUAAAACGCUUUAAAAGCAGCUCAUCAUGAGGACUGGACUUUUUCCACCGCCUGUGUCACUGACUUCAGGGAAACAAAUGCACCGUGUUGCUAUCCGGUUCCUGGAGAUACAAUCUUAGCUGCUGUGAUGUCAGCGGGUCCAAGUUGCUGAUGUUGACAAUAGAGUAACCUUGUGUGGGCUCCACAUGCUGAUGCAAGGCUGUGCUGUAAACAAGAGAGCAACAUGUGUUUCCCUCCCAGAGCGUCGCUAAUUAAAGGCACAACAUGCGAUUUUUAACAGAUGAUUGUAUCAAAGCCUCAACUUUUUUUAAAACCAGUAUGAAAUGGGAUAUAGGAGCAGUGCUUUUUUUUUUUUUACCUUAUUGACCAUGUAGUAAGAGCUAUAAAGAGACUGAAUCCAGACUGGGGUUUGCUCCGGGUUUAUUUUGUUAUGCUAAGCUUUCCAAGCCCGAGGCUUUAUCUAUUACAUGUCACCAUCUGUCUCCUUAUGCACUGCCGUCUGUUUGUUUUGUGUCACAUUCAACCUCAAAUUUAACUUGGAAGAGGACUGAAACUUGAAGAAACGGAGGAGCGGUGAAACUUGAUUUUUGAGUGACAUUGUUAUACCUGAACAGAAAUACUCAGAUCAGGCGAUUGGCUAUCACCUGAGGGAGCAGCUAUUCCUGCUAAAUGAAACUUAAGUAGAUGAUUGUAUAUUGUAUUCUUUGAUAUUUUUUUUAAGAGGAAAUAUGUUUUGACAUUUGAAGACGCCAGCGUGGCCUCUGGGAAAUAAUGAUGAGCGUUUUCACUGUUUUCUGACAUUUAGUCAACAAAACGUUUAUUGACUCGCUGACAAAAUAAUCGGCAGUUUGAUUUAAUGGAAACAGUCGUCGGCUGCCAUGUUGGUCUGGAGUUAAAAUGCCUUCAGGUUUGUUUUAAUGUAAAGUUUUCUGUGUAAUUGCAUGCUGCUGCAGCAUGCUGUAAUUGAUGUCCAAUAAAGGAGCCAAUCAUAAGGCUGUAUUUUGAAUGGCUUGGCUCUGCAGUGGGAUCCAAUUUCCCUGUGGGCUCUGCUAGCAGACUAGCUUUUUGCUAAUAUCUCAUGAGCUAUCAAUCUGAAAAGUGCUGUGUGCCCGUUUUAGACGAGUGUGUCGGAAAUGAUUUACAGGACAUGAAUGGAAAAAUGACUCUGCUUUAAACAUGCGGAGGAGAAGAAGAAGCAGCAGAGCCAAUUUUAUGUCAGAAAAAGCACUCCAGUUAAUGUGUCCUCUUCCUCUUCAUCUUGUUCUUCUUCUCUGCAGACGGCCUACAAGCCCUGGCUGUGCGCUCAGUAUUUCCCCACCACCCCCCAUUCCUGUGAGAAGAGGGUACCCUGCCACCAGUACUGCCUGGAGGUUCAGCAGAGCUGUCCGUUCAUCCUGCCUGACAACGAUGACCUGAUCCACGGUGGCAGCCCCAGCUUCAUCUGCACAGGUAACACCUCCUCGCCUGAUUCUCCCUCUUGUUGACAACAGCAGGAGCAGAUCAGCGUGGACCUGGAGUGUGCGUGGGCGUUCAUGUGGCCUUGUAUUCUCUCCUGCUUCAGAGAAAAACCCCUAAUUCAAUCUAUGUGAGCAAAUAGCGUUUCAUUAAUUCAUGCUGUCUCCAUAUUUACUGGAAAGUGCCCCUGUAGGAAAAUCGAGAGGUCUUUCCGAAGGCUUUCUGAUGACACCUAGUGGCGUGUUCGAGCAUAACCGAGCUCAAGCAAGGACAUUUUAACAAUGCAUUGAUAGAUUGAAUCUGGCCUGUCUCUCAAUAUUUACUGCAGUUUAUACAGUAGUACUCACCAAGGAUUCUGCCUCAGAGGAGCACACACAGGCUGGAUGCCAACAAACAAGUAACCUGUAGGAUCUGAGGGAAACAACGGCGUCCUUUCAAAGGCUUUAGUGGUGCUUUUCAGUCGGUGUGGCCGCAAAGGUGGAAAAUAAAUCGACCUGCGUCAAGAAAUAUGCGAGGUCAUCAACAAUUUAUUGCCUACAAGGCUGUUGAAAGAUUGUGUUAUAUACAUUAUUUGAUGCACUUUUCAACAGAAGCUCAAAAGAGGUUCAAACGGCUGCAUCUAUCUCUCCUUCCCUGAUUCCCUCUGCUUAGACAAAGCUGGGUCCAGUGGCAACAAACUCCCCCCAAACAUCCCUCUCUCUCUCCCCAGUGAUGCUCUCCAAAACAUCAGGGGGGAUUUUGAGAUUUUGAGGCAUCCCCAUGACAGGGAUGUUUAAUCCCUCCAGUGCUUUCUUGGUCCACCUCCCAGCUGGACUUGUUGGCCUUGUAAAACCCCCAAAGGAAGGUGCCCAGGAGGCAUCCUCAUCUGAUCCCCAAUGCCUCAACUGUCUCCUUUUGAUGCAUCGGUGUACCGGCUCCACUCAGAGCUUUCCCUGGAUGUUUGAUCUUUGGACCCGGUCUCUUUCAACCCUCUGGACAAGUCUUACCUCAGCCGCUUGUAACUGCAGCAUCACUCAUUUUUACCUUAAAGCUCAAAGCCAUAGGUUAAAGUUAGAAUAUAGACUAGCUGGUUAAAUACAAGAGUAUACAAAAGCUCUUUAAUGGAAGAGAAAACGACAAAAGCUCCGCUGUCAUAUGAGAAACAGAACCGGCCGCACAAAAAGAAAAAGUUCCAACACCUGUGCAGGUGAAGAGUGGGUGUGUGGGGGCGUAAUGAGUCACUAACAAGCUGUUCAUGCUUUAGUAGACAAAAGCUCCAUCGACUCCACCACUGUGGUCACCUUUAACAUCCCAAAUCACAGGUGUGUGGUCGUUUUUCAAAACUAAAACUUGUUCAUUUUAAAGCUUGGACAUUUAGUUAAAACGCAAAACUGCACAUUUACUCUCUGUAUAUUCAUGUCUUCUAGGUCCAGAUGAGGUUGUGGGUCAUGUUAUAAUGCUGCAUACAUUAUUUUGGCCAGAUGCUGUCACUUCCACUACAGAGUCUCUAGGCUUUGUACUCAAUGACACCACUGUUCUUUUAUUGUUAUUCCUUACUAUGGGCUCGGGCUGUAUGCUGUAUAGUUUUCUCUUUGUGUUGUACAUGUUUUGAGCCCAUGCAGUGACUUCCACUACCGAGUCAUAUCUGUUUUUAUUCAAAAUUCCACACUUUGACAAAUCUAAUAUAAGCCUUUGUUAAUCAGUUUAUAUUAGAGGGGCAGGGAAUAUUAUAAAUAAGGUUUAAGAUACGCUAGAAAUCUACAUCUGGACUACAGACCUUUUAAAUUAAGACAAAAGAUCUUCUAAUCUAGCCGUAAUAAAAUUUGUAUUUGCAGGAACUUUUAAUUUAUUCAGAUUUUAAUGUUUAGAUUGAAGUUUAAUAGCACACUAUACUGUCUUUUCCUUGAUUACAGAUGAGGAUUUACUCUGAAAGUUAAAACUCACUCUUCAGCUGCUUUUAUUGCCGAGAACUUUCUGAGUUUUCACCGCGGUGCUCCUUUUACGCCCAGAGUCCAGACGCCGAGAGUCAUCAUCUGAUGCAGCGGUGCGUCACCCUCUGUGUAGCCCUGGACUUUAAUUUGAGUUCAGCCCGAGGUCAUCGUGUCUGGUCCUCCGUGUCGUGAUUAGAGCUACAAACCGAGGUCAAGUGGCCUUGAUCCGUCUCCAGCACACUCUGAAGGAUGGUCAAUGCUGAUGAGAUAACCGCCACUGUAACAGCAGCCAUGUACUCCAUGCUAAUUAAAACCGUUUGUCUUACAGAUGCAGUUUUAAAAAGAGAUUUUACUGUUAUGUUAUAUUUCAUUUCAACUCCCGUCAACAGCUCCUACAAAUACAGACACUGGUUAUACGGGAAGAAGUUUCCUAUAUUAUACAAAACACAAAUCCAUUGAAGUUUGGAAAUUGUGAUAAACGUAAAUAAAAACAGAACACAAUGAUUUGCAAAUCUUUUUCAACCUAUAUUCAACUGAAUACACUACAAAGACAAGAUAUUUAAUGUUCAAACUCAUAAACUUCAUUUUUUUUUUCAAAUAAUAAUUAACUUUAGAAUUUCAUGGCAGCAACACGUGACAAAGAAGUUGGGAAAGGUGGCAAAAAAUACUGAGAAAUUUGCGGAAUGCUCAUCAAACACCUAUUUGGAACAUCCCACAGGUGAGCAGGCUCAUUGGGAACAGGUUGGUGCCAUGAUUGGGUAUAAAAGCAGCUUCCCCAAAAAUUCUUAGUCAUCUCAGAAUCUGGAGAAAUCACAGCACAUAAGCGGCACGGCCGGAAACCAACAUUGAAUGCCUGUGACCUUCGAUCCCUCAGGCGGCACUGUAUCAAAAACCGACAUCAGUGUGUAAAGGAUAUCACCACAUGGGCUCAGGAACACUUCAGAAAACCACUGUCAGUAAAUACAGUUCGUCGCUACAUCUGUAAGUACAAGUUAAAACUCUACUAUGCAAAGCGAAAGCCAUUUAUCAACAACAUCCAGAAACGCCGCCGGCUUCUCUGGGCCCGAGCUCAUCUAAGAUGGACUGAUGCAAAGUGGAAAAGUGUUCUGUGGUCUGACGAGUCCACUUUUCUAGUUGUUUUUGGAAAUAGUGGACGUCGUGUCCUCCGGGACAAAGAGGAAAAGAACCAUCCGAACUGUUAUCAACGCAAAGUUCAAAAGCCAGCAUCUGUGAUGGUAUGGGGGUGCAUUAGUGCCCAAGGCAUGGGUAACUUACACAUCUGUGAAGGCAACAUUAAUGCUGAAAGGUACAUACAGGUUUUGGAGCAACAUAUGCUGCCAUCCAAGCAACGUCUUUUUCAUGGACACCCCUGCUUAUUUCAGCAAGACAAUGCCAAGCCACAUUCUGCACGUGUUACAACAGCGUGGCUUCGUAGUAAAAGAGUGCGGGUACUCGACUCGAUUAUGACGCGUAGAAAUACGACAACGGAGACCCCGGACUGUUGAACAACUGAAGCUGUACAUCAAGCAAGAAUGGGAAAGAAUUUCACCUUCAAAGUUUCAACAAUUAGUCUCCUCAGUUCACAAAUGUUUAUUGAGUGUUGUUAAAAGGAAAGGUGAUGAAACACAGUGGUAAACAUGCCCCUGUCCAACUACUUUGGCACGUGUUGCAGCCAUGAAAUUCGGAGUUAAUUAUUAUUUGCAAAAAAGAAAUAAAGUUUAUGAGUUUGAACAUUAAAUAUCUUGUCUUUGUAGUGUAUUCACUUGAAUAUAGGUUGAAAAGGAUUUGCAAAUCGUUCUAUUCUGUUUUUAUUUAGGUUUAUCAAAAUUUCCCAACUUUAGUGAAAUUGGGUUUUGUACUCCCUAACAAAGUUCUCACCAUCUUUUUUCCCACUUUUACAAAUCAGAAAAAGCUUUAGAUCAGCUGGAGUCAAGGCUCUGAAUAAUAGAUCUGUAUUUCCGGAGUAAGUCUGAAUUUUCCCUUUUGUCAUGUCUCUCUCAGGGCUUUUGGGAGAACAUCUAUCAGACAGUGAGGCGGAGUGCUGCGACGUCCGAUGGGACUCCAAAAUGGACAACCCUUCAGGCGAGACACUAAAAAGGACUGCAUCUUCCUGCCAGCCCGAGGGGGCCUCAGUCACCUCAGCUGCCACCCCAAGACUGUGCAGCGGGCGACUGAAGAUCUGCCUGCUGGCCCUUGUCCUCCUACACACUGUCAUCAUCAUUUCAGCCUCCCAUAAUUCCACAUUGGUGGGCGUGGCUGCCAUUUUCUCGCCUGAGGAGAGCGCUUCUAAUGAGGAGUGA